Phialemonium atrogriseum is the source of this 1385-nucleotide messenger RNA. Its product is annotated as Presilphiperfolan-8-beta-ol synthase. The coding region runs from base 173 to 1351 and encodes 392 amino acids. NCBI's taxonomy places the organism in Eukaryota, Fungi, Ascomycota, Sordariomycetes, Cephalothecales, Cephalothecaceae. The record is from RefSeq and is a predicted model, not a curated record. The transcript has 6 exons.
CCCCAAGGCUUCGACGGAUCCGUCAACAAAGCCGACGACAAAGAACUGACCUGGCCUAUAAUUAUAUAUAGCCUUCUCUGCUCUUCCUCUUCCUCGUCUUCUUCUUCUUCCUCCUCAUCUUCUCCCUCUUCCUGGCCACCACCAAAUUGCCAAUUGAUACUUGGCUACCGCAAUGCCUCUCUCGGCCACUCGACAAGAUUUACUGGUCAAACUCAAGGGCCAGUGCCUUGAGAUCCCCGACCUUUCGUCGGUGUUCAAGCACUGGCCACUGGAUAUUAGCCCCAGCCUUGAAGAGAUGAGAGCACUCGUUCCUUCCAGAAUUGACAGCAUGACGGACUGCCCACGGGACCGAAAAAUCCUCGAGGGGAUUGACGCUGGAUUGUUCACUGCAUCUUGGUGGCCGUUUGCCAGAUUGGAGCGCGCAGAUAUCCUCUCGUGCUUGGCCCUUUGGGUAUGUAUUUCCUCAUCCACUCUUCUGUUCCGUCUUACUCACAUGUCCAACAGCUUUUCAUCUGGGAUGAUGGUAAGUUCCGCCGCCUCCAAUCCGUCCGGAAUCAUCCUGAUUGGCCAUAACACAUGUGUAGAAACCGAUGCUGAGGUCGGACCUCUCGCCGAAAAUUUCGAAGCCGCGCAGACCUUCCGAGAGACCACCAUCGCUUACGUGAAACAUUGCCUCAAACUCUCAAACAGCACGGAGGAGGUUCCAAGCCCAUUGACCAAGAUCGUCGCCUCUUUCAAGGCCAUUGGUGAUGCAGCCUGUGAAGCCUAUGACCUCGACCAUAGAAAGAUACUCUUCCGCGAGCUCGAGGCCUUUGUAAAGGGCAGCGAAGUGGAGCAGAUCUUCCGCCUCAGCCCCGAGCUGCCGACGGUGGAGGCGUACAUGGACAAUCGACUGAAGACGAGCGCGGUCAACAUUGUCUUGUUCUUCAUCGAAUAUGCGUACGAUAUCCAGUUGCCGGUCGAUGUCCUAACAGACCCAGACAUGCGCACCAUCUGGGAUAAAACCAACUUCAUUGUGUGGACUCACAACGAUCUCCUGUCUCUCAAAAAGGAGGUGGCGCAACAGGCUAUUGACAGUCUAGUCCCAUUGCUAUACUUCAAGCAGGGGAACAUGAACCUGGUGGUCUCACAGGUUAUUGAAAUGACAGAGAAGGCAGUUCGGGAUUUUGACUUGGCUGAAGCAGCGUUGGUCAAAAAGGUUUCUCAUGACGAUGGCAUGCUUGCAGAUGUGAAGACAUACAUUGAUGGAUGCAGACGAGUCUGCACUGGGAAUCUCUUCUGGAGCCUGCUUGCUGGCCGCUAUGAGGUCUCUGACAUUGCAGUCGGUGGUUGUGUCACCACUCAUCUGUAGUUCGAUAUGGCGUGUCAAGACACUGCCAAGGCGC